AUGGGAAACGCAGUCCCUGCUCCAGUCAGGAAAUCCAUUUCUAGUCUACAUAUCCCUAGCUUCCGUAGGAGAUCUAGCGCUUCGGUACACAUUCAGCCGGCAACGGAUGAGCUCCUGAGGGAGAAACCAUUCAGAGAUGACCCGACAUCGGUACGAGAGUCCGAGCAGAGGAAAACGGAUAUCGAACGCAAGUACAACGCAUUCUAUGAAAAAGACAGAUUACAGCAGUUCAUCCAACGCUAUGACGAAAACUCAUGUCCCAAAGGGAAACGGGAAAACUUGCUCGUGCUCGGCUGCAUCGUUACUUGGUCGAACGCGAGUCUCUACAAAGUUCAGAAGCUGCCUUCGAAAGAAAAGUUUCUCCUCAAAGUUUACCAAAAGACGGGCUUGGACGAUGGCUACCGGAGGAGCAGGGUAGUCCAGGAGAAAAUGAUCCAAUUCGCCGCACGAAACGAGUUCUUACUCGGAUUGGAUUCCGCAUUCCACGACAGCAAGUAUGUGUACAUGCUCUUGCCGUUCGCGAAGUACGGCCAUCUCGGGAGAUUCCUCAAGGAAAAAAAAGCCUUGAGCUUGAGGACGAUCAAAAUCAUCGCAAAACAGAUGGCCCUGGCUCUCGAGUAUCUGAACGACGUUCACGUCUGUCAUCGCGAUAUUUCGCCGGAGAACAUCUUCAUCUUCGAAGAUGGUUAUCUGAAACUGGGAGAAUUUGGAUGCGCUAAAGUUGUCCCCGAUCGCACUUUCUCUAAAAUUGGGACGACCCGCUACAUGGCUCCCGAAAUGUUCGGCGAAGACGGUUACGAGCGGCAGGUCGACAUGUGGGCUUUCGGCGUGGUACUCUACGAGAUGCUAUGCGAAGGGCGUCAUCCUUUUUCGACCAGGACGCACGAGGUACACGUCAAAGAAGACAUUCACUUCCAACCCCUCGCUCUCCCCGCGGAACUAUCCAAGAAAUAUCCCAAGGAUUACAGGGAUAUCAAGGACCUGCUCGGAGGCUUGUUGGAGAAGUCGGCCGCCCGUCGAUUCGGUCGCGUGGAGCCCGGUAUGUCGGGCGUGGUGUUCCACCCUUUUUUCAAAGAUAUAAAUCACAAAAAGAUGACCGCCAAGGAUUUUAAACUCGAAGUGUUUAUCGACGAGCCGAAAGCCUCGAAGGAAGGAAUCAUGGGUCGAGCAGGCAACGAGAAAAUGGAGCCCGAGGAUUUGCAAGGAUACGAAGGCUUUUAA
Galendromus occidentalis (western predatory mite) is the source of this 1221-nucleotide messenger RNA. Its product is annotated as cAMP-dependent protein kinase catalytic subunit 1-like. Gene Ontology annotation, cellular component: cAMP-dependent protein kinase complex. The coding region runs from base 1 to 1221 and encodes 406 amino acids. The transcript has a single exon. Lineage: Eukaryota; Metazoa; Arthropoda; Arachnida; Mesostigmata; Phytoseiidae. Gene Ontology annotation, molecular function: ATP binding; cAMP-dependent protein kinase activity. The record is from RefSeq and is a predicted model, not a curated record. Gene Ontology annotation, biological process: protein phosphorylation.